Messenger RNA from Ictalurus furcatus (blue catfish), 2858 nucleotides. It is a transcript of the gene creb1b, whose product is annotated as cAMP responsive element binding protein 1b. Gene Ontology annotation, molecular function: DNA-binding transcription factor activity, RNA polymerase II-specific; protein binding; cAMP response element binding. The transcript is spliced from 8 exons. Gene Ontology annotation, cellular component: ATF4-CREB1 transcription factor complex; nucleus. The record is from RefSeq and is a predicted model, not a curated record. NCBI's taxonomy places the organism in Eukaryota, Metazoa, Chordata, Actinopteri, Siluriformes, Ictaluridae. Gene Ontology annotation, biological process: regulation of transcription by RNA polymerase II. Bases 331 to 1305 code for a protein of 324 amino acids.
UCAACUAAUCUUGCCUAAAAUCCAUCAUUCUCGAGAAUCCUUUUUACUUUAAUCUUCGUUGAUCUUUUGAUACAAUUUCGCUUCCACUCGAGCCGACUUCGGCAAUCUUCGUUCACCGUUCGGCAAGUUCCGUGUGCGCUUCGGUCACGCUCGGCUCAGGCGCUCGCUCUGAUCGGCUUUCCGUCUCCCCAGUUCCGAGUGUGUCGUUGUUGUUGUCGGUGACGCGGCGGAGGUGUAGCCUGACGCGGUCUCUUACGUGUCGGCCCGAAUAAAAGUGGAGCUCCGAGGGCUCGCGAGUGACGGAAGGAGUGUGUAUCGAUAACUAACUCGAUGACCAUGGAGGCGGGAGCGGAGGCCCAGCAGGGUGCAGACACGGCUGUGGCUGAGACUGAGGCCCAGCAGAUCACCCAGGCCCAGAUCGCCACGCUCACUCAGGUGACCGUGGGUGCAGGACAUGCCACCGCCACCGCCCCCACCGUCACCCUGGUGCAGUUGCCUAACGGGCAGACAGUGCAAGUGCACGGAGUGAUCCAGGCAGCACAGCCCUCCGUCAUCCAGUCCCCACAAGUGCAGGCAGUCCAGAUUUCUACAGUGGCGGAGAGCGAGGACUCGCAGGAGUCCGUGGACAGCGUGACUGACUCUCAGAAACGCAGAGAGAUCCUCUCCAGACGCCCUUCUUACAGGAAGAUUCUGAACGAUUUGUCGUCAGAUGCCCCAGGAGUACCAAGAAUUGAAGAGGAGAAAUCCGAGGAAGACGCUGCACCUGCCAUCACUACAGUUACCGUGCCAACCCCAAUUUAUCAGACCAGCAGUGGCCAGUACAUUGCUAUCACACAGGGUGGAGCCAUCCAGCUGGCCAAUAACGGCACAGACGGCGUGCAAGGUCUACAAACUCUGACCAUGACGAACGCGGCGGCUGCACAGCCGGGCACCACUAUCCUGCAGUAUGCCCAGACGAGCGACGGGCAGCAGAUCCUGGUGCCCAGCAACCAAGUGGUGGUGCAAGCUGCUUCAGGAGACGUUCAGGCGUAUCAGAUCCGCACAGCAGCAGCGAGUACCAUUGGCCCUGGAGUGGUCAUGGCCUCGUCGCCUGCUCUGCCCAGCCAAGGAGGUGCUGAGGAGGCCACGCGCAAACGAGAAGUGCGCCUCAUGAAGAACCGGGAGGCAGCCCGAGAGUGCCGCCGGAAGAAGAAGGAAUACGUGAAGUGUCUGGAGAACCGCGUGGCUGUUUUGGAGAACCAGAACAAAACUCUCAUUGAAGAACUGAAAGCUCUCAAAGACCUGUACUGCCAUAAAUCCGAGUAACGUCCUCGUCCACGUUUGUCCUUGGUGGACUUCAGUGUACAUUUACAGAGACUGUGUGUGAGCUCUCCUUGGAAGGAACGCAUGUUUUCUAAAUAUACUUUCAAAAAAACAAAAAAACAAAAAACUAAACGUUUCAAACUGCCUGGAAAUUCCCAUGAACACAAGGGGCGUGAACGUGAACCCCCUGGCCAAAAUCUCUGCACCAAUGGAUCAUGUCUUUACAAAUAUAUCGGGUAAAGGUGUUCUAGGACUUUAAUAAUUCCCUGACUCUUUUCUCCUGUUAAGCUCCCCAGGUUUGUUGGAAAAAUGUAACAAAUCGGAAUAUAAUGCAAGAGGCACAAGCAACUCAGUUAUGCUAUUUAAGUUUACUUUAAAAAUCUCUGGCUGUUGAGGGUCAGUUAGGAAUGUAGAAGUUGGAAUGAGAAACAUUUUCCCUCAAGCAUCAGAUUUUGAGCUAUAUUUGUCUGACUGUUACUAAUAUUUGGUGUCAAAUGUUUGAGUUAGUGGUUUUGGAGGGGGGUUGGGGGGGCGGGGGGUUGCCUACCUACACACAUUUCUACUGUAAAAUAUUGUUGAAUUUACUUUUGAUGCCUUAUAAAAUAACUGUAUGAAAACAGAUCAAGAGAAUUUAAGGCAUUUAUAAAUGAAAAUAUUUGUAUUGUGUAUAGGAAACUAUUCUAGUCAUGUAAAUUCUGAGUUUAGUUGGUAACUGCAUUUUGUUAAGAGAGAAGCCUUGCUUCAAACCAAUAGUGAUCCGCUGCACUGGAUCUGGCGUUUCCCCUUCUUUUGGAUAUUAAACUUGUUCUAAAUCAAGUUAUUUUGCGUUCCCUUCAGAAUAAGCGAACACAUUCCUCAUUGCUUAAAUUCUUUGUAGAAUUUAAGCAGCUAUUGCGCCUCUGAGUCAAACCAUAUUUGCUAAUAUUUCUGCAAGCGCUGGUGCGUCUGAGGGCGGACUGUGACGAGGCGACACAAAAGGGAGAAUGUGGAUGUGUCUAGUAUGUGCAGUUUGGCAAUAGCUAGGUUUCUGUGUGUGUGUGAGAGAGAGAGGAUCCAAGUGUGUUUGCUGAACUUGGUUGAAAUCAAGGCUAACAGGAUGUUGAUGUACUGAUCUGGGCUGCUUCUUUUCCACUCAAGCACAAAGUGUUACAGUGGGCUUAAUUCGGGCAUUCGGUUUGCGUAAACAGUGAAUAGAUACGAUGAAAUAUUAUAAAGAUUUUUAAAUGUCACGGACUUGCAAUCUUCUGCCAUUUUUUUAUAUACACAGAUAUGUUAACUUUUGCUUUGUCUUAAGCGGUUGAAUACUAAUGAAUAGCAUACUGUAUAACGAGUAUUAUUAUCUGUCACUACAGCAUGUUUAAACUUGUUUUGUAUAUCAUUUUUUAACUUUGAUAUCGCUAUGGUUAUUUUUGCAUCGCAUCACAAUGGAUAUGGAUUUAAUGUCUUUGUAUUUGAUGCAUCAACACAUAAAUAGAGGGUACAAAUAUAUGUUGUUAGUCUACCAUGACUGUUGCAUUUUUGGCAGCUAUUUCAUAUAAAACAAGUGUGUGGAAACC